GUCGCGUUGGUAAACCCUAAGGGUUUAGGGUUUACAGCUGUGCCUUAUCCAGCACAUCCAUAUGAGCGUUAUUUAGAUGAUGCUGAGGCUGUGUCUCGCACUCCUUUUCUUUUUUUGGGGUUGGGCUGCUGCUGCUUGCUGCUGGCUCCUGCUGCGCUGCUGCUGGACCUGCCCUCUGCAGCAGCAGCAGGCAGCUGCAGCGGCUGCAGCGGCUGCUGCAGCAGCAGCAGCAGCAGCCGCAGCAGAGGCAGCUCUGGACAGCCGCCAGCGGAGUUCGGCGGAGUCCUGGUCAGCUCUGAGGCCGCACUUCACGCCCAGCAGCAGCAGCAGCAGCAGCAGCAGCAGCAGCAGCAGCAGCAGCAGGGGUGCGACUUAUGUGAGUCAGAGAAGCACCAAAGUGGCAGCAGCUCUUCAGGUGUCUUCAGCGUUUGGCUGGUGUAUGUGCUGCUUGGGCUGUCUGUACACCUCACCACUGUUUUCUGGGAAGCAACAGCAGCAACUCUUGUGGGGCCCCACCUCACUUAUGACCCCGAAGCAGCAGCACUUGCUGCAGCGCGGCAGCAGCAGCAGCAAGCGCCCGCCCACCGCCACCUGCAGCAGCAGCUGCAGCAGCACCUGCAGCACCACCUGCAGCAGCAGCAGCAGCAGCAGCAACUGGGCGCAGCAGCAGCUCUUAUUGACCUUGGAAUGACUGCUCUAGGCGGGGGUCUUGCUGCUGUUGCCAGCCUCAUAGGCCGCGUUGGCUGGGGCCUGAUAUCUGACAUUUGGGGAGGGGCUGCUGCAAUAGUGGUGGCGGAGAUAUCGACGCCGUCGACGUUCAGCUGUCUGUACACCCUGGCGUACACCUCGAAGCCGGCGAGCGCGUGUCUGUCUUCAUUUCUUUUAACUCUUCUUUACCCCAGCGUGGGCCUCAGUGGCUGCACAGCUUUGGCGGCCACUUUCGCCACUUUGUCUUUUCUUCUUUGCCUCGGACUCCCCUCCAAAACUAACCCCCAGCACAAACAGCAGGCCCUUUGGCUGCAGCAAAGCCCCCCAAAGGCCCGCUCCGUGUGA
This is a messenger RNA of Eimeria necatrix, 1053 nucleotides long. RefSeq lists its product as hypothetical. The annotation marks the transcript as partial. The record is from RefSeq and is a predicted model, not a curated record. Lineage: Eukaryota; Apicomplexa; Conoidasida; Eucoccidiorida; Eimeriidae. The transcript has 2 exons.